This is a messenger RNA of Erpetoichthys calabaricus (reedfish), 1139 nucleotides long. It is a transcript of the gene epm2a, whose product is annotated as EPM2A glucan phosphatase, laforin. Lineage: Eukaryota; Metazoa; Chordata; Cladistia; Polypteriformes; Polypteridae. The coding region runs from base 177 to 1130 and encodes 317 amino acids. Gene Ontology annotation, molecular function: starch binding; protein tyrosine phosphatase activity; carbohydrate phosphatase activity. Gene Ontology annotation, biological process: protein dephosphorylation. The record is from RefSeq and is a predicted model, not a curated record. The transcript has 4 exons. Gene Ontology annotation, cellular component: nucleus; cytoplasm.
UCUUUUAAAGUGAGAAAGACACGGGGGAGUGGGGGGUUUUUGAUGCUGUCAAGAAGACAAACUGCUCGACCGGGAGCCACUUGUCAUCCAGAAGCGUCUGCUUUCGUCAGGAGCGCAAACGGCACAUUAUUAUUAUUAUUAAUUUGAAUAUUUACCAUUAGCUUCCUGUCCGCAUAAUGCUCUUCAGGUUUGGCGUCAUUUUAACCCCGGAAAUUCGCGACACUCAGGUGUUCGUGGUGGGCUCGAGGCUGGAGAUGGGUCAGUGGGACGGCGAGAAGGCCGUGCUGAUGAAGCCGGCGCAGGCAGCCCUCUCAUCCCGCGAACCAGCACUGUGGAUCGGGGAAGUGCUGCUACGGGAGCCCGUUACGGAGCCUUUCUGGUUCAAGUACAUCAAGCGCUGCGGCGGCACCCUCACCUGGGAAGGCAAUGGACCUCAUCAUGACAGAUGCUGCACUUACAAUGAGUGCAAUGUGGUGGACGGCGUUUACUGUCAUCCAAUUGGACACUGGAUUGAAAUGACAGGCUACACCAAUGAGAUGAAGCACACUACAGAUUUUUAUUUUAACAUCGCAGACUAUCAAGCCAUGCACUUUUCAAGGAUUCUGCCCAGAAUCUGGCUUGGUAGUUGUCCACGUCAGAUGGAACAUGUAACAAUAAAAAUGAAACAUGAGCUUGGAAUCACUGCUGUGAUGAAUUUUCAGACUGAAUGGGAUAUUGUGCAGAAUUCGUCUGGUUGUAGACGCAAAAAGACAGAACCCAUGUGUCCAGAGACCAUGAUGGAGUUAUACAAAGAUUCUGGCCUUGUUUAUGUAUGGAUUCCAACACCAGAUAUGAGUACAGAAGGUAGGACCCGAAUGCUACCUCAGGCUGUGUUCCUUCUUCAUGGGCUCCUAGAAAAUGGCCACACGGUCUAUGUUCAUUGCAAUGCAGGUGUUGGCAGGUCAACAGCAGCAGUUUGUGGAUUCCUCAUGUAUAUCUUUGGAUGGAGCCUUAGAAAGACACAGUAUUUUGUCUGUGCUAAGAGGCCAGCGGUUUAUAUUGAUGAAGAAGCCCUUAUUCACGCACAAGACGACUUCUAUCAAAAGUUUGGCCACCUUCGUUCAUCUGUUAGCAUUGGUCCACAAGAUUAAAUGAAGAAG